Zalophus californianus (California sea lion) is the source of this 948-nucleotide messenger RNA. RefSeq names its product spermidine/spermine N1-acetyl transferase like 1 (gene SATL1). Bases 26 to 853 code for a protein of 275 amino acids. Gene Ontology annotation, molecular function: N-acetyltransferase activity. Gene Ontology annotation, cellular component: cytosol. The transcript has 6 exons. NCBI's taxonomy places the organism in Eukaryota, Metazoa, Chordata, Mammalia, Carnivora, Otariidae. The record is from RefSeq and is a predicted model, not a curated record.
CCAACCAGGCACAUGGCAACCAGGUAUGAGCCAACAAGGCCUGAACCAACCACGCAUGUGGCAACCAAGCAUGAGGCAACCAUGCUGGGGCCAAUUCAGCAGAAGUCAACUAAGCAUGAGGCAACCAGGCCCAAGCCAACCAUGCACAAGUCAACCAGGCCUGAGGCAACCAGGCCUGAGCCAAUUCAGUAUGAGUCAAUCAGGCAUGAGGCAACCAGGCUGGAGCCAAUCAGGCACAAGUCAAGCAGGAACAAGCAAAGCAGGCAUGAACCAACCAAGCCCAAGCCAACCAGGCAUAAGGCAACCAGGUAGAAGCCAAUCAGGCAUGAGGCAAGCAAGCAUGAAUUCUUUCCGAGUAAGACCUGCAGAGGCUCAUGACUGCCCAGAAAUCUUGCGCCUAAUUAAAGAAUUGGCUUCCUGUGAAAACAUGCUAGAUUCAGUGAAGUUAACAGUAACAGAUUUACUCAGAGAUGGCUUUGGGAACAAUCCCCUUUUCUACUGCCUAAUUGCAGAAGUACACAAUCAACAAAAACCAUCAGGCAAAGUGACUGUUGGAUUUGCCAUGUACUACUUUACGUACGAUCCCUGGAUUGGCAAGUUACUUUACCUAGAGGACUUUUAUGUCAUACAAUCUUACCGAGGUCUAGGUAUUGGAGUUGAAAUGCUGAAGAGGUUAAGUCAGAUAGCCAUCAGAAGCCAAUGUAACUGCAUGCACUUUCUUGUUGUCAUUUGGAACCAGGCUUCUAUUGACUACUAUACUCGUCGAGGGGCUUUAGACCUUUCCUCUGAGGAGGGUUGGCAUCUGUUCAGGUUUAAUAGAGAAGAACUCAUGGAUAUGGCAAAGGAAGAGUGAAAGAUGACUCAUCUCAACUUGUCCCAACAUAUGCUCCAACAUUUGAAUGUCACCUGAGUCUAACAGCAGUUUGACUUUGAGUGUUGUACAAUACA